AUGGCAUCCAAGUCCUUUUCGGAAGAGGAUUUCUCCUGUCCUGUGUGCUACAAUAUCUACAAGGAUCCUGUUCUUCUGACCUGUACUCACAGCAUCUGUAACACCUGCCUGCAGAAGUUCUGGAAAGCCAAAGGAUCCAGGGAAUGUCCAGUCUGCAGGAGAAGGUGCUCAAAGGAGAUUUAUCCUGUCAACCUGGUUCUAAAAAACCUGUGUGAGAGUUUCCAACAGAGAGAGGAGAAAAGUCAGAGGGAACUAUUCUGCAGAAUGCACCGUUCUGAACUCCUCAAGCUUUUCUGUGAAGAUGACCAACAGCUUGUGUGUUUGGUGUGUCGAGACUCAAAACUCCACAAGAACCACAACUUCAGUCCUGUCAGUGAAGCAGUACUUGAGCGUAAGGAAGAACUGAAGAUCAAACUAGAGCCUUUACAGAAGAAGCUUGACAACUUUAAACAAGUUAAAACAACCAGUGAUGAAACUGCCCAACACAUAAGAGUAAGAGUUAUGGAUUGUUUCUUUUAAAACAACACUACAUAUAACAGAAACUAAUAUCAUAUAUAAACUAAGACACCUUUGU
Molecule: messenger RNA, 574 nt
Organism: Clupea harengus (Atlantic herring)
Lineage: Eukaryota; Metazoa; Chordata; Actinopteri; Clupeiformes; Clupeidae
Product: nuclear factor 7, brain-like
Exons: 2
Coding region: 1-519 (172 amino acids)
Molecular function (GO): protein binding; zinc ion binding
Source: RefSeq, a predicted model, not a curated record